This is a messenger RNA of Prorocentrum cordatum, 1303 nucleotides long. The record is from the annotation of a GenBank genome assembly. NCBI's taxonomy places the organism in Eukaryota, Dinophyceae, Prorocentrales, Prorocentraceae.
GAUGAGCCCCUCGCCGGGAGGGGCGGCGCCGCCUGGGCCGUCGGCGACUCCGACGAGUCGGGCGAGGACGUCGCCCCGGCCGCGAAGGCGAUGUGCCUUGGCCUGGGCCGCCACGCCCCGCAGGCGCCCGCGCCGAGCCGAGCAGGCAAGGGCCGCGGCAAGGGGCGAGGGGGCCGCGAGAACGAGGCCGCCAGGGCCCGCCGCGCCGCUGGCGCCGCAGGCGGCAAACGCGGCAAAGACUGCGAUUCCGACGAGCAGCCACUUGGCGGGCAUGGGAUGCAGACGCCACGGGCCGCCGCUCACCCUAGGGUCCGCGGAAGCCCCUCGGCGCCGGCGGCGACGCUGCGCUGCUCGACGAAGGUCGGCGCCGGCGGACGCGGCGACCCAGCCGCCAGCUUGGGCGCGGCCCCGUUCGCCGGCCCAGCCGUUGGCGCCGCCCCAGACGCCAGCGCCGCCCCGGCCGCCAGCGCCGGCCCAGCGGCUGGUAGCGCUGGCAGCAGAGGAGCGCUGCCGCCCCCAGGCGGAGGCGGAGGAAGGCCGACGCUGCCGCGGCAGCCGCAGCCCCCAGGCGGCGGCGACCCCGACGGCCACGUCGUGCGCGGCGAGCAGCUAUUUGACACGGUCUGCCGAAGGUCCAGCCUGCGCGAAGCCUCGGAUCUCAUGGGUCAGGUUUCUGAGAUAAAGGCGCGCGUCGCUGAUCUCCGGCAGCAGAAGACAGCCCUGGGAACUCGGCGCAGGAAGGGCCAGGUCACCGCCCAGGACGAGGCUUCGGUCAGCGCGACCAUCAACAAACUGAGCACCGCCGUUGACUUCGCGACGGCAGCGGACAAGGUGAUGAAGCAGCCGUUCACCAAGCCCAGCCCCGACUUCAUCCGGGCGUUCGCCGCGCUGGAAGGCGCCGUGGAGCAGGGCCAGGAUCCGUUGGGCAGUUUUUGGUCCGUCCAACGCGAGAAGGCCAAGAUCCACAGCUUGUCGGACGUCGGCUCUUUCCUGGCAGCCAUCGAGUCCAUGGAGAACGACAUGAUCACGGUCGGCAUCGAUGGGGGCCACAUGUCAGGCGCCAAGGCCAUCCUUCUCCGGGCUGUCUUGACCACCCACGUUAACGUCGCGGAGAAGAUGAAGACCCCGCUCGACGAGUAUCGCGAUCAGCUCGGCAAGAUGCUAGCAUCAGUGCGGAAAGGCGGCUUCCCUGAGGACGAUGUCAGCUCCAUCACAUGCGCGGUGACCAUCGGCAACGCCGCCAACGUGCCAUGCGCCGACUUGCAGUCGGCGCUGGACAGCGCCCAGAGGCCCAUGCGGGAUG